GCACUUCGACGCGGACGGAAAUGGCUACAUUGAAGGCAAAGAACUGGAAAAUUUCUUCCAGGAGCUGGAAAGUGCAAGAAAGGGGGCGGGUGUGGACUCAAAGAAGGACAAUUUGGGUGACAAGAUGAAGGAGUUCAUGCACAAAUACGACAAAAAUGCAGAUGGUAAAAUCGAGAUGGCAGAGCUGGCCCAGAUCCUGCCCACAGAAGAGAAUUUUCUGCUGUGUUUCCGCCAGCAUGUGGGCUCCAGUUCAGAGUUCAUGGAGGCUUGGCGCAGGUACGACACGGAUCGCAGCGGCUACAUCGAAGCCAACGAGCUCAAGGGCUUCUUGUCGGACCUGCUGAAGAAGGCGAACCGGCCGUACGACGAGCCCAAGCUGCAGGAGUACACACAGACCAUUCUGCGGAUGUUCGACAUGAACGGUGAUGGGAAGCUGGGCCUCUCUGAGAUGUCCCGACUUUUGCCUGUGCAAGAAAACUUUCUUCUGAAGUUUCAGGGAAUGAAGCUGUCCUCGGAUGAAUUUAAUGCCAUCUUUGCCUUCUACGACAAGGAUGGAAAUGGCUUCAUUGAUGAGAAUGAGCUGGAUGCGCUUUUGAAAGACCUGUAUGAGAAGAAUAAGAAAGAGAUGAACAUCCAGCAGCUCACCAACUACAGGAAGAGCAUCAUGAACCUCUCCGACGGGGGCAAACUCUACCGCAAGGAACUGGAGAUGGUGCUCUGCAAUGAGCCCCCCAUGUAGGACCCCCAUACACACAGCCCAUGCUCCUCCUCCCCAAAAACAAGCACAAGGGGGAGCCCCCAUCACUGCAGAGCUCCCCCAACAGCUCUUGGGUUUGCUGUAGGUUGCUAAAAUCCCAUUUGCGGGGGAAAACUGUUUUUUUUUUUCCAUCUGCCUGGUUUAUUUAAUGACAUGAUUUCUUUUUCUUUGCGGGGGUGUUGUUUUCAUUCCUUUGGUCUCUUGAGUUUUUAUCAUUUACCAAAGAACAGUUUACUAAUAAAUUCAAGUACUGCUAGA
This is a messenger RNA of Cyanistes caeruleus (blue tit), 1015 nucleotides long. It is a transcript of the gene CALB2, whose product is annotated as calbindin 2. Gene Ontology annotation, molecular function: calcium ion binding. Lineage: Eukaryota; Metazoa; Chordata; Aves; Passeriformes; Paridae. Gene Ontology annotation, cellular component: nucleus; cytosol; terminal bouton. Gene Ontology annotation, biological process: regulation of long-term synaptic potentiation; regulation of presynaptic cytosolic calcium ion concentration. The record is from RefSeq and is a predicted model, not a curated record.